This is a messenger RNA of Colletotrichum truncatum, 792 nucleotides long. RefSeq lists its product as uncharacterized. The record is from RefSeq and is a predicted model, not a curated record. NCBI's taxonomy places the organism in Eukaryota, Fungi, Ascomycota, Sordariomycetes, Glomerellales, Glomerellaceae.
AUGAAUGCGGAGACGCGCUCACAGCAUGAAGACUGCAAAAGUAUUAGUAUCCUGGCGCGGCGCGCGGAAGCCGUACCCAGCGUAGUACUCGGCGUCGCGGAGAAGCUUCGCGUCGAGAUCGAACGGGUCGUCGUCGUCAGCGGUCCCGAGAGGCAGCAUCAUCAUCAUCAUCAUCACGGCGGCGGCGGCGGCGGCGGCGGGCAGCGGUGGUUGAGGUACUUCGUCAUCGCGCUCGUGGUGUGGUCUUGCUCGCACGCGACGCGCACGCUGAGGAGGAUCGUCGCGCACCCGCACAGUCGAUACCCGGCCAGGCUCAUCCCGAAGGCGCGGUGUUGGGUUCUGCUUUCCGUCGGCUUCUUCUUCAUCGGGCUCUUCUGUCUGUGUAUGGAGUUCCUGUCCAAGACCAUGUCUGGUCUCCACGAGGCGAGGUUGUGUGUCGGACGACUGUUCGGGGGCGGCGGCUUGCCGGAGAACUGUGACGAGAAGGCGGCGGGAUACAGGCUCAGAAUAUUAAAGUGCGACAGUCAACGGGUCCUGGACCGGUGCAUGGAGUUCUGGGAGCACGAGGCGCUGAGGAUCCUCGUCGGUCCGCAAAGGGCCGAUGCGUCUGUCAUACCGCUCAUCCUGGUCAUCAUCAACUCGAUUCCGAGGGCUAUACGGGAUUGCCUCUGGGUGCCGUUUCUCUCCGAGGGGGAGUUUGAAAAGUUCCUCUAUAGCUCGUUGGACUUUUGGGAGUUUAAGCUGACCAGGAUCCUGAGGGGUUCCGACGGACUCAAGGCGAAGCCGGACUAA